Molecule: messenger RNA, 321 nt
Organism: Prunus armeniaca (apricot)
Lineage: Eukaryota; Viridiplantae; Streptophyta; Magnoliopsida; Rosales; Rosaceae
Source: the annotation of a GenBank genome assembly
AUGGCUAAAAAUGGCUGGAACUGGGUCAAUCGAAGACAAACCCGUGAAGAUUUUGGUUGGAAUUUCCUGACCUCGAUACGGCAGCUACGGGUACAAUCUACGUCGCAAACCUUAGGGGAAAGAUCAAGGGCGAGGAGAGCUACCUUUUCCAGGUGGUGGCGCAGCCUGAAGUUACCAAAGUUGUUGUCGACGAAGAGGACUAGUUUUGGGAGAUUUUUCCUUCGAUCUAGAUGGCGUUCCGCUAGUUUUUCACCCACGAUAAGGGGUGGGAUGAAACGAGGUGGUGGAGGCGAGUCGAUUGGGACCGGUCUCGGGGCCUGA